Centruroides sculpturatus (bark scorpion) is the source of this 8168-nucleotide messenger RNA. It is a transcript of the gene NSD, whose product is annotated as histone-lysine N-methyltransferase NSD2-like. The coding region runs from base 653 to 4996 and encodes 1447 amino acids. Lineage: Eukaryota; Metazoa; Arthropoda; Arachnida; Scorpiones; Buthidae. Gene Ontology annotation, molecular function: protein binding; histone H3K36 methyltransferase activity. The record is from RefSeq and is a predicted model, not a curated record. The transcript is spliced from 21 exons. Gene Ontology annotation, cellular component: nucleus; chromatin. Gene Ontology annotation, biological process: regulation of DNA-templated transcription.
CCACAUGAAAGUUUUCAAACGAAAGUGUGUUUAUUUUAUAAAAAAAUUAUGUAAUUAUUUGCCCAUUUGGCUUCGUUUUAAUCGCUCUCGACGUUAAAGAUUUAAAUUUAUUUAAUCGGUUCCAGUUUAUUCGUUCGAAAUCAAAUUUUCGUACGGAAGUAAAAUGGUGUCCACAGAAGCUCCGCUUCGACCGAUCCCAUGAACCUUUGCGACGCAUCAGUCGUUUGUUUUUCAAAAAGCGCCAAUUACUAUCGAAUCGUUUUCCCGCUUACCAAAGUAAGAAAACUUAACCGGCGGUUAAUAUAUAAAGAUUUCAAACCAAAAUGAAUAGAAUUAUGAGAAUUCAGAAACUUUUAGAAUGUUUAAACAUGUUUUGUCAUCAUUAUUGAUAUUCAGUUAUAUUAAGGAAGAUUUAAAGGAAUUUAAGAUAGUUGUGAAUGUAAAUAUAUUUAUAGAAAUAUGGUAGAUUUCUGAAAUAAUGAAAACAUUUUUGCAUGGAAAUAACAUAUUAGAAUCAGAUGUCUUCAAAAAUAUAAAGGGGAGAUUAACUGAUGAAUGGAUCAAAUCUGAUUGGAAAUCAAAUGAUACAGUAAUUAAAAGAGAUAUCUACAAAGUUGAAUAAAUAUUUUGAUAUUUUAAAAAUUAGAGCGAAAUGAAGAAAGUACUGAAGAAAGAAACCAGUUCUGAAAAUGAUCAAAAUAUAAAAGAAAAUGAAGAAAAACAGGAAUCUUCAGAUGAUAAACCUAAAAAUGAAACUGUUCAGUCUUGCAAUGAAGAAAAAACAGAAAUUGUUUCUGAAGAACACAUGAAUGGUAUAGUUGAAGAAAAAACUUUGAAUAACACAACAGACUCCACAAAUGAGAAAUCAUCACCCAUUUUAUUCAAUUCUGAAGUUCCAUACAGGAGUCGUUAUGGACGUCUACACAAGAGUUCGUUGAAUCCCGAUAUGGAGUUCGUGCCCUUAUUUAGGAAGAAAACAACCCCAGUGAAAUCAUCACCAGCCAAAGUACAAGAGUCAUCACAAAUUUCAACAUCUGUUAAGAGAAAUAUUUCUUUUUCAAACAAUACAGAACAUUCUCCCAACAAUGAAAAUAAUAUCACUGAUGGUUGUUCAAAUAAUGAUACAGCAGUUGUUUCAGAAGAACCAGUCAAUAAAAAACUGAAAUUAACCCUUCCUAAAGAAAAGAACUCUUUAGAAGAGAAAGAUGUACCUUGUGAUUGGUUAGUUGGUGAUUUAUUGUGGUCAAAAAUUCCAGGUCAUCCGUGGUGGCCAUCAAUGAUAUCGUUUGAUCCUAUAUUAGGAAUUUAUACAAAAGUUGUUAAUGGAGUGGGAUCGGGGAAAAAAUUGCACAGGAUAUAUCACGUACAGUAUUUUGGACCGGAUGCCGAACGAAGUUGGACUGUGCCUCAUGGUUCCAUGCCAUUCGAAGGUCUUACAAAAUACAACGAAUAUGUAGAAAAAUUGCUUCAGUCAGCACCGCCUAAAGGAACCAUGCGUCAAAAACUUUUAUCAAAAUUUAAAAUAAAGGUUGGUGUUAUAAAAUUCAAAGCCUCUAAAAUAAACUGUGGUGCAUGUUAUAUAUUUCUAGGAUCGGGGAAAAAAUUGCACAGGAUAUAUCACGUACAGUAUUUUGGACCGGAUGCCGAACGAAGUUGGACUGUGCCUCAUGGUUCCAUGCCAUUCGAAGGUCUUACAAAAUACAACGAAUAUGUAGAAAAAUUGCUUCAGUCAGCACCGCCUAAAGGAACCAUGCGUCAAAAACUUUUAUCAAAAUUUAAAAUAAAGUCAAACAGAAAGGAUGCUUGGUUAUUAGCUGUGGAAGAAGCCGAAGAUGCUCUUAAAAUGACAAGGACAGAAAGGAAGCAACAGUUAACUUUCGAAUAUAUUAAUACAAAGAAAACUUCCACAAAAAAAGAUUUAUAUCGAAAUGCGUCUGUAUAUCAGACACCAGAUUUGAAAUCUUCCAAAAAUUCCGAUUCGGUUGUGAAAUCGCCUAAAUUUAUGAAUGACUCUAGUGUGAAAAGGCAAAAACAUGCAAAUAUUAAAAACAAUAAUGUAGACAACGUUCAAAGUAAUCACAAGCAAGUAAAACCAAUUCAAGUUUCGAGAAAGAAAAAAUCCAAAGGACAGUUUUCUGUUUUCCUUCAUAGACAUUUACCGAUAGCCCGACUUCAGCAUCCUGAUUUCAGUGAAGAGGCUUUAGAGGAAUAUUUGCAUUUACAUUGGGAUAGAAUGACAGAAGUAGAAAGAGCGAGAUAUACCAGUAGAUUAAGUAUUAAUAAUACAAGAGAGAAUCAUAAUAAAGAUGGUGAAACAAAAAGAAAAGAAAAAGUCAUUAAUGCAUUUAAAAAACAGAGCUCUUCUGAAUCGGAAAAGGAACAAAGUAUGGAAUUGGAGACGGAUAAAAGUGCUCAAGAUUUUGAAAAACAGCCGUUGCCGGAAUCCGAAGUUGUGCCAGAGUCAAAAGUAACCUCAGAACCUGCAAAGCAAAAUUCUUUGAAUUCAGAACCAACGCAUAAUGCAGAGUUUACGAAAAAACAAACUACAGACUCUAUUAAAAAGUCAAAGAGUGACAAAAAAGCAUUGCUUAAGCAAGAAAAGCAAAAUUCAUUAAAUCCUUCAGAACAGUUUGGGAAAGAUAAAAAACUAAAUAAAAAUGUAGUGGAUUUAAAUGGUUCAUCAUUAUUGAGUAAAACCGAGAUUCAGGAAGCGGAACCAAACGAUCUGAGUCCCAGCGAGUCAUCUUCAUUGCAAGAUCCUUUAGAUGGUAGCGAAUUUAGUAUACCCAUUUCAACUCGCCACGAACGUAUUUGUCAAAUAUGUGAAACUGUAGGAGAUAUAAUUGUUUGUAAAGGUCCCUGUCAGCAAUCAUUUCAUCCUGCUUGCUUAGGUUUAACUCAGCUUCCUUCCAAUUUCCAAUGUGAUGAAUGUAUCACAGGUAAACAUACAUGUUUUUCGUGUAAAAAAGAUAAUGGAACCACAAUCAAAUGUUCUUCCAAUCACUGUGGGAAAUAUUAUCAUGAAGAAUGCAUGAAGAAAUACCCACUGACUUCAAAGUUGGAAGGACAGUCUUUAACUUGUCCUCUUCAUUCUUGUCUCACAUGUUGUGCUGAAAAUUCUAAAAUAUAUAGACAGAGAAAAAAAUGGUCUAUUAGAAGUCAAAACUGUUUGUCCAAUAGAAAAAACAUGCUAAACAUUUUAAGAUCUUGUAACUCAUUGAUAGAAUGUAAUAAAGCUCGUUUAAUACGAUGUAUACGAUGUCCUGUUGCAUAUCACUCUGGAGAUAACUGCAUAUCUGCCGGUUCUGUUUACAUCAAUUCAACACAAAUUAUAUGUGCAAAUCAUUUUCAACCAAAGAAAGGAAAGCAAUAUCAGUCACGUAUAAAUGCUAGCUGGUGCUUUAUUUGCUCAAUAGGUGGUAGUUUAAUUUGUUGUGAGUCAUGCCCUGCCGCAUUUCACAUAGAAUGCCUGGCCAUACCGCAUCCCGAAGAAAGUUAUUACUGCGACGAAUGUGUUGCAGGAAAACAUCCGAGAUAUGGAAAUAUAGUUUGGGUAAAACUUGGCUGUUACAGAUGGUGGCCGGCAAAAAUAUGCCAUCCAAAAAACGUUCCACUAAAUAUACAGAAUAUGUCGCAUGAUGUUGGAGACUUUCCAGUGCAGUUUUUUGGCUCACAUGAUUAUUAUUGGACACACAAAGGAAGAGUAUUUUUAUUUCAAGAGGGUGAUAAAGGAAGUAAAGAGCAUUCUGUCAAUCGCAAUCUGGCUAAAAUAUUCCAAAAAGCUGUUGAAGAAGCAAAUGAAGCUUUCCAAAGCUGGCAGGUAGCAAAAGAGGCCAAAGAAGCGCAAGAAAACGGAUCAAAGCCACCAUCUUAUAAGUUUAUUAAGUCCAAUAAGCCAGUCGGUAAAGUUCAGAUCCAUCCAUUUGACUUGAGUCACAUCAAUCGAUGCGAAUGUGAUCCCAAUUCGGAAAAUCCCUGUGGAGAAGAUUCCGACUGUCUCAAUCGCAUGACCAUGGUUGAAUGCCACCCUAACAUCUGUCCGGCGGGAGAGCGGUGUCAAAAUCAAAGAUUUCAGAAACGUGAAUAUGUACCUGCGGCAUUUUUUAAAACAGAGAAAAGAGGUUGGGGUUUGAAAACAUUAGAAGAUGUGAAAAAGGGACAGUUUGUAAAUGAAUAUGUAGGAGAAUUAAUUGACGAGGAAGAAUGCGAACGUAGACUACAACAGAAGCACGAAGAUAAUGACACAAAUUACUAUUUUCUCACAUUAGACAAAGACAGAAUUAUUGAUGCUGGACCUAAGGGUAAUCUCGCUCGUUUUAUGAAUCAUUCAUGUCAGCCAAACUGUGAAACACAGAAAUGGAUGGUGAAUGCAGAUACUCGAGUGGGCCUCUUUGCUCUUUGUGAUAUUCCUGCAGGCACCGAAUUGACGUUCAAUUACAACUUGGACUGUAGAGGAAACGAAAAAUCCAAGUGCACCUGCGGAGCUCCCAUCUGCAGCGGUUACAUCGGCGUUCGUCCCAAAACCGUCGCCGCCUCUCAAGACAAGAAGGCCAGAGAAUCGGCGGGAAAGAGAAAGAAAAGGCGUUCUCAGGCCAGGAAGCACGAGGACGAAUGCUUUCGGUGCGGAGAGGGAGGCGAAUUGGUCAUGUGCGACAGAAAAAGCUGCCCCAAGUCAUAUCAUCUAAAUUGUCUAGCUUUAAGUAAGCCACCUUACGGUCGCUGGGAAUGCCCGUGGCACCACUGCGACGAAUGUGGCAAGUCUUCCGUCGUCAUGUGCUCGGAGUGUCCGAAUUCCUUCUGCAAAGACCACGGCACCAAAGUCAACAUUAACAAAAAGGGGGACCACUUCGUCUGCCACGAACACGAACACAAAGAAAACGCUUCGGCCGACCCGCAAGACCGAAGCCCGGACGAAAACGAAAAGACUAAUUGUUCGGUGUUACUUCUGGAGGACGGCCACCGCCAAACCAACAACGUCGAUCAUCCGGAAUCGUAAUCACAGACCGCCACCAUCCUCUUCCACACAACUGAAAGUCGUUCCGGCGAUCGUCAAUUUUGAUAAUUACGCAUCAAAACGGCGCGACGAACCAGGGUACAAUUUUAUCGGGUGGGGGGAAAGAAGAAAUAUUUUAAGAAUACAACUUACUUUUUUUUUUACCACAGAAAAAGUAUUUUCCCUCUUCUUCCCGUUUUGCCCACCCGCCGCAAAUUUUCCACCUUUAAUUUCGUUAUCGUUUUUUCCGAAGUGUCCACCCGUCUUUAGGGGGGGAAAAAAACGUGUUUCCACUGUAGCGUUACGUAAUUUAUAAGUGUUGUUAAGUUCUCGAUUUGAUUACCCGGUCGAAAAUACAGAUAAAAUAUGCAAAAUAAUAAUAAUAAUAACCAUAAAUAAAAUAUAUUGUAUAUUUCUCGUUUUUCAUUAUUUUCUUUUAAUUUUUUUGUGGGAAGUAAUUAGUCGCGCGACGGGCAUGCAAAACAAAAGUGCAAUGCGUAUAUAUUGAUACAUGUGGCCGUUUUUUUUUUCUACGGAAGUGUAAAUAAUUCGUCGAAAUCCGCCGGUAGAUUUCGCACGUGACCGUCAUAUUUUGUAAGAUGGCCGUAACCUCUUUUUACACACGAGUAUUAUAAGGAAGUGAUUGUUUUUUUCUUCUCCCGUCUCUUGUGUAACGUGUUUUGUGAAAUUGUAUAAGAAGGACCAAAACAAAAAAAAUAUAUAUAUAUAUAUAUAUAUGUCCACGACCGUUUAUGCGUCUGGUAUUUAUUGAGUUUGAAUAUUUCCUUCAUUGAUAUGAGAUUUUGAUUUAUAAAAAAAAAUAAAAAGAAAGAAAAAAAUACCCGAUAAAAUUUCUAUCUGUAAGAUAAAUAAAAGAGAUAGAAUAUUGUUUAUUCUCUUUAAAAUUUUAAUAAGUAAGAAUAUUUAUUAUAUUGUAAAAGUGUCUUGACAGAAUAAAAAUUCUAAUGAACUUUAUAUAAAGUUCCCUCACCUCGAAAUUUCACGCGUUUAAACAAUAAACGAAUGUUUGUUAAAUAAUUAUUUGUUAGAAUAAACGACAACCAUUUCUGUAGAUAUUAUUCUUUUGAUAAUUCUCGUUUAAAUUGUAAGUACAAUCCCGAAGUACUUAUUUAACAUGAAGAAUCAAUUUUUAAAUUAAAAAAAAAAAAAUCUUAACGAAACGUAAAUUGAAAAAAAAUUACGAGUUGCGAAACUUUCCCGGCCGUUAUAAGAUUUUGUUACGAAAACUUUAAUUGUAAAAUAACAAAUGACAGUUUUGAGGGUAGAGAUGAGUUUUAUAAAGAUGUGUAAAUGCUAACGAAAAAAAUCUUCGUUAAGCCCAAUCCCGAGCGAGAUAUGACACGUGACCCACCCUCUAUCCCCUUCCCUCGACUUGUCAUCACCCAAAUUUAUUAGUAUCAUGCCCUUUAUAUACAAGCUACUGUGCCAAAUAUCGUUUCAUCUUCAUCCCCGUCGUUGCAUAUUAAGCGAAAUACAUGUCGACACAAAUGUCCACGGAAUUUUUUUGCCGUUUUGACUGGGUUCGGAGGGUUUCAUUUUAAAAAUUCUUUAAAUUGUGUACAGUAGAAGAAUAGAGAAUUUUUAAAAUGUGUUAAGAUGUGUGAUAAGCCAUUGCGUAAUAUAAAUCGAAUACUACAAUAUAAAACUAUUGGUUUUAAUCUUUGUUAUUUCAGCUUACCGUUGUCACGUUUAUUGCAAUACUCGGAUGGUAUGAAAAAGUGUCUACUUGAUCAAUAAAAUUGUGCCAAUUGUUUGUUAACUUAUGGCAAUGCAACAUUUGGGCGAUCUGCCUAUGGGAGAGGCCUUCCCGGAGGUCUUUUUAAGGAAAACUGGCCCCUAUUUAGGCGUUACAUAUGUGGAGAAAACCCGGAAAACUCCACGUGGCCAGCCCGUCCGAGCGAGGCGCGAACCCACGACCGAAUUCCUAGUGUUCAGGGUACGAAGACCGCUUGGUUACUGGUGGGCCGACCCAGCUUUAACAUCGUUAUUAGAAUGCCCGGUGUGCUACGAGAACCCGUCUCCCAUCUAUCAGUGCAUGUUUGGACACCCGAUCUAUUCCAGCUGUAAGAGAAGAGUCCACCAAUGUCCCACGUGUCGAGGGUUCUUAAGAGAGUUUUGCAACAUCGCCAUCUUACCUCCUUGCAGGAGGAUAAAGAAGGGUCGUGAUUUCCCUCCUGCCGGGUGGAAAAGGAAUCUGUUCCACGUUAUCCAAAAGGGAAAAAAAUGUUCAAAAAGUAACGUGGCUAGAUCGGGUGGCAAACAGUUUUUGCCCCCGGGCCGAAUUGGAAAGAACUUUUUCCACGGGCCGAACCAGAGGCUGCCCUAGGAAGAUUUUGAGGUGGUACGAGAUCUCAUUGUGUCACCCCGUAGAGACUGAAUUGUAGAUAAAGAUUACAGAUACAUUUUUCACAUUAUCAUGCUUUAUCAACACACUACGAUGUACUUACCAGAUUUGUAACGGCUCCAGGGCCUUGUAAUAGGAUGUUCGAAGAGGAGAUGCUUAGUUCAGUUUCUAGUUGGGGAGUGGUAUAUUCAGAAGCACGAGAGAGCAGCUCAUUAGAAGAGCGUAUUCAUAUUGCUCUAAUGUACCAGACAGGAAGAAGGAAAUUAAUAGAAUCAAAGAAACAUAUAAAAAGAGUACAAUAGAAGGACUAAUUAGAAAAUAUGAAAGAGGCAAUAUAAUAAGAACCCAAACAAAUCAGUUUAAAAUGUCCAAGUUCACUUAUAAUCAAAACACCAAGAACAUCAUGAAACAAGUGUCGGACAAAAUACACUCCAAAAUAGCUGGGAAACGAUAAAAACAUGCUGAAGAAAGAAUAAAAAGUGGGCUUAAAUAGAAUUCCACUUGAAAAUCAGAGAGCAAUUAGAGAUUAAAACGGCAAGGCCGUAUUUGGGGCAAGAAUCUAGAUCCGUAUGAUGCGAUUUGCGCCCCCCCCCAAUUGUAGAAACCGCUGCGAGCAUAAAGGUCAAUGGAACCAUACCCUUAAAUGUGACCCUUCGCGAGAUAUAGCCCUCAAAAUAAUCGCCCACGUGGCUCCGCGCCUAAACGCUUAUUUUGCGCUUUUCCCAACGCUCGGUGUUCAAGAAGAAGCGCGACCCCCCUCGACGCGGCCCAAAUCGUCCGGAGUUGCCAUCUGUUGCCUGUAAACACAAA